Molecule: messenger RNA, 672 nt
Organism: Sparassis crispa
Lineage: Eukaryota; Fungi; Basidiomycota; Agaricomycetes; Polyporales; Sparassidaceae
Exons: 8
Coding region: 1-672 (223 amino acids)
Source: RefSeq, a predicted model, not a curated record
AUGCCUAGAAAGACCACUACAUCGGGCCAAGCAAAGGCACCUCGAGCACACGCCGUGUCCCGCCCAAUCUCGCGCCCUUCCGUCACCUUCCAGAGCAUCACUCCUGACGACGACAACAUCGACGAGAUACAAAACGAUGACAAUGCCGGAGAUGACGGUAAUGUAGCAGACGAAGACAUGAUCGAAAUGUUCACUAUGCUGAAGGAAUUCCAGCGCCGCAAGUCUCUCAAGUCAUCCACACGCUCCACCGCCUUCCAGAGUAAGAAGACCGCAAUGUUCAACGAAGCACGCAAGAAUGCAGAGGCAAUCGUGCGCGACGGUAUCACAUACCUCGACGAGUGCAGGGCGAAGUUCGCGGAGUUACAGGCGCAGCAGACCUCGCAGGACGGCCGGCUCAGGGACCUCUCGUUGUUGUGGAAAACCAACGACGAAGCCAUCCGCGCUCUUCUUGGGGCUUAUCCCCCUCUGAUCGAGGACCUGUCGCACCGCAGAGCCGCGCACGUCAAUGACACCAGCGCCAUGCUGGAAGCGCAUUCGGCUGAGCGCCAGGCCUCCCGCCGCAGAUUGCUCAAGAACGCGACGGCGCGGAUGGAGGAGAAUCUGGAGAACCAGAAGAUUGCAACCGAUGCUAAUGCUCUGAUCAAACAAUACACUGGUUUGCUGUUGUCUUGA